Chrysochloris asiatica (Cape golden mole) is the source of this 5566-nucleotide messenger RNA. It is a transcript of the gene UBR2, whose product is annotated as ubiquitin protein ligase E3 component n-recognin 2. The transcript has 47 exons. Lineage: Eukaryota; Metazoa; Chordata; Mammalia; Afrosoricida; Chrysochloridae. Gene Ontology annotation, molecular function: ubiquitin protein ligase activity; zinc ion binding. Bases 299 to 5566 code for a protein of 1755 amino acids. Gene Ontology annotation, biological process: ubiquitin-dependent protein catabolic process via the N-end rule pathway. The record is from RefSeq and is a predicted model, not a curated record. Gene Ontology annotation, cellular component: cytoplasm; ubiquitin ligase complex.
GGACGCGGUAGAAGCGAGCUCGUGUGCCAGGCCUGGGCUCCUCUGUGUCCUUCCCCGGGGCAGGGACGAAGCAGUGACUUGACGCUUGGUCGCUGAGCCCGGCAGGGAACACAGAAGGCCGCCGUUCCUCCUAUCCGGUUUACCUAACCCUUCUUCCUCCUGCUGCACCCGUGGCCGCCGUGGUCGGCUCCGGGACUGACAGUCUAGGGCCAGGGUGGCGGUCGCGGCCUCCAGGGCUGUGAAGAAGCCGCAGCCCUCGGGGCGGCGGUAGCGGAGUCAGCGCUGGGGAGAAGGGAAGAUGGCGUCGGAGCUGGAACCCGAGGUGCAGGCCAUAGACCGGAGUUUGCUGGAAUGUUCGGCUGAAGAGAUCGCGGGGAAAUGGCUUCAAGCAACUGACCUCACUAGAGAAGUAUACCAGCAUUUAGCCCACUAUGUACCCAAAAUCUACUGCAGGGGUCCCAACCCCUUCCCACAGAAAGAAGACAUGCUAGUACAGCAUGUUCUGUUGGGACCCAUGGAAUGGUACCUUUGUGGUGAAGAUCCUGCAUUUGGAUUUUCAAAACUUGAACAAGCAAACAAACCUUCUCAUCUUUGUGGUCGUGUUUUUAAAGUAGGAGAACCUACAUACUCUUGCAGAGACUGUGCAGUUGAUCCAACUUGUGUUUUAUGCAUGGAGUGCUUUUUGGGAAGUGUCCACAGAGAUCAUCGAUACAGGAUGACGACAUCAGGAGGUGGUGGUUUCUGUGACUGUGGUGAUACUGAAGCUUGGAAAGAAGGUCCUUACUGUCAGAAACAUGAACUUAACACAUCUGAAACUGAGGAAGAAGAGGAUCCUCUGGUGCAUUUAUCAGAAGACAUGAUAGCAAGAACUUAUAACAUUUUUGCUAUUAUGUUUCGGUAUGCAGUAGAGAUAUUAACCUGGGAAAAAGAAGGGGAAUUGCCAACAGAUUUAGAGAUGGUAGAGAAGAACGACACCUACUAUUGCAUGCUGUUUAAUGAUGAAGUUCACACCUAUGAGCAAGUUAUUUAUACUCUUCAGAAAGCUGUUAACUGUACACAAAAAGAAGCCAUUGGCUUUGCAACUACAGUAGAUCGAGAUGGGCGUAGGUCUGUUAGAUAUGGAGACUUCCAGUAUUGUGAACAAGCAAAAUCAGUGAUUGUGAGGAAUACCAGUCGACAGACCAAGCCACUCAAAGUUCAAGUUAUGCAUUCGUCUAUUGUUGCACAUCAAAAUUUUGGUUUGAAACUUUUAUCUUGGCUGGGAAGUAUUAUUGGAUAUUCUGAUGGCCUUCGCCGAAUUUUAUGCCAAGUUGGUUUGCAAGAAGGGCCAGAUGGUGAAAAUUGUUCUCUUGUGGAUAGAUUGAUGCUUAGUGAUUCCAAAUUGUGGAAAGGUGUUAGGAGUGUGUAUCAUCAAUUAUUCAUGAGCAGUCUUCUUAUGGAUUUGAAAUAUAAGAAACUGUUUGCUAUUCGAUUUGCAAAAAACUAUGAGCGUUUGCAGAGUGAUUAUGUGACAGAUGACCACGACAGAGAGUUUUCAAUCGCAGACCUCUCGGUACAGAUAUUCACAGUCCCUUCGCUUGCUCGAAUGCUCAUCACAGAAGAAAAUCUGAUGACCAUUAUCAUUAAGACUUUUAUGGAUCAUUUAAGGCACCGAGAUGCCCAGGGAAGGUUUCAGUUUGAACGAUACACUGCUUUGCAAGCUUUCAAGUUUCGAAGAGUUCAGAGCCUUAUUUUGGAUCUCAAGUAUGUGUUAAUUAGCAAGCCAACUGAGUGGUCAGAUGAGCUGAGGCAGAAGUUCCUAGAAGGGUUUGAUGCCUUUUUGGAAUUACUGAAAUGUAUGCAGGGAAUGGAUCCAAUUACACGUCAAGUAGGACAGCAUAUUGAAAUGGAACCCGAGUGGGAAGCAGCCUUUACGCUACAAGUGAAAUUAACACAUGUCAUUUCAAUGAUGCAGGACUGGUGUGCAUUAGACGAAAAAGUACUAAUUGAAGCUUACAAGAAAUGCCUCACUGUAUUGAUGCAGUGUCACAGUGGUUUUACUGAUGGUGAACAGCCGAUCACACUCAGCAUUUGUGGACAUUCAGUGGAAACGAUCAGAUACUGUGUUUCCCAAGAAAAAGUUAGCAUUCACCUCCCAGUUUCUCGCUUACUUGCAGGUUUGCAUGUUUUAUUAAGUAAAAGUGAAGUGGCAUAUAAAUUUCCAGAGCUUCUACCUCUAGGUGAACUUAGCCCACCCAUGUUGAUAGAACAUCCUCUUAGAUGUCUUGUUUUAUGUGCCCAAGUACAUGCUGGAAUGUGGAGAAGAAAUGGGUUCUCUCUAGUAAAUCAGAUUUUUUAUUACCAUAAUGUGAAAUGCAGACGGGAGAUGUUUGACAAGGAUAUAGUAAUGCUUCAGACAGGUGUCUCUAUGAUGGAUCCAAACCAUUUCCUGAUGAUAAUGCUUAGCCGCUUUGAACUUUAUCAGAUUUUUAGUACUCCAGAAUAUGGAAAAAGAUUUAGUUCGGAGAUUACCCAUAAGGAUGUUGUACAGCAGAACAACACUCUAAUAGAAGAGAUGCUAUAUCUAAUUAUAAUGCUUAUUGGAGAGAGAUUUACUCUUGGAGUUGGGCAGGUAAAUGCUACAGAUGAAAUUAAGCGGGAGAUUAUCCAUCAGUUGAGCAUCAAACCAAUGGCUCAUAGUGAACUGGUAAAGUCUUUACCUGAAGAUGAGAACAAAGAAACUGGCAUGGAGAGUGUAAUUGAAGCAGUUGCCCAUUUCAGGAAACCUGGAUUAACAGGACGAGGCAUGUACGAACUGAAACCAGAGUAUGCCCAAGAGUUCAACUUGUAUUUCUAUCACUUUUCAAGGGCAGAUCAGUCUAAGGCAGAGGAAGCUCAACGGAAAUUGAAAAGACAAAAUAGGGAAGAUACAGCACUUCCACCUCCAGUUUUGCCUCCAUUCUGCCCUUUGUUUGCAAGUUUGGUCAACAUUUUGCAAUCAGAUGUCAUGUUGUGUAUCAUGGGAACAAUACUGCAGUGGGCUGUUGAACAUAAUGGAUAUGCCUGGUCAGAGUCCAUGCUGCAAAGGGUAUUGCAUUUAAUUGGAAUGGCAUUACAAGAAGAAAAACAACAUUUAGAGAAUGUCACAGAAGAGCAUGUGGUAACAUUUACCUUCACUCAGAAGAUAUCAAGACCUGGUGAAGCACCAAACAACUCUCCUAGCAUACUAGCUAUGCUGGAAACACUACAAAAUGCUCCCUACCUACAAGUUCACAAAGACAUGAUUAGGUGGAUUUUGAAGACUUUUAAUACUAUUAAGAAGAUAAGGGAGAGUUCGUCUACCAGUCCUGUGGCAGAGACAGAAGGCACUAUAAUGGAAGAGAGUUCAAGAGACAAAGACAAAGCUGAGAGAAAGAGAAAAGCUGAGAUUGCCAGGCUGCGCAGAGAAAAGAUCAUGGCCCAAAUGUCUGAGAUGCAGAGGCAUUUUAUUGAUGAGAACCGAGAACUUUUUCAGCAGACAUUAGAACUGGAUGCGUCGACCUCUGCUGUUUUUGAUAACAGUCCUAUGGUUUCAGAUAUGAUACUUACAGCAUUGGGCCCAGCCCAAACACAGGUCUCUGAACAAAGGCAAUUUGUUACCUGUAUAUUGUGUCAAGAAGAACAAGAAGUUAAAGUGGAAAGUAGGGCAAUGGUCUUGGCAGCAUUUGUUCAGAGAUCAACUGUAAUGUCAAAAAACAGAAGUAAAUUCAUUCAGGAUCCAGAAAAAUAUGAUCCAUUAUUCAUGCACCCUGAUCUGUCUUGUGGAACACACACUGGUAGCUGUGGGCACAUUAUGCAUGCCCAUUGUUGGCAAAGGUAUUUUGAUUCCGUUCAAGCUAAAGAACAGCGAAGACAACAGAGAUUACGUUUACAUACAAGCUAUGAUGUAGAGAAUGGAGAAUUCCUUUGUCCCCUUUGUGAAUGCUUGAGUAAUACUGUUAUUCCUCUGCUGCUUCCUCCAAGAAAUAUUUUUAAUAGCAGGUUAAAUUUUUCAGAUCAACCAAAUCUGACUCAAUGGAUUAGAACAGUAUCUCAGCAAAUAAAGGCAUUACAGGUUCUUAGGAAAGAAGAAAGUACUCCUACUCCUGACUCUUCAAAGAAUUCAGAAAAUAUGGGUAAAUUACAGCUCCCUGAAGGAUUUAGACCUGAUUUUCAUCCUAAGAACCCUUAUUCUGAGAGCAUAAAAGAAAUGCUAACAACAUUUGGAACUGCUACUUACAAGGUGGGACUAAAGGUCCAUCCAAAUGAAGAGGAUCCCCGUGUAUCCAUAAUGUGCUGGGGCAGUUGUGCAUAUACCAUCCAAAGCAUAGAAAGAAUUUUAAGUGAUGAAGAUAAACCAUUGUUUGGUCCUUUGCCUUGCAGACUGGAUGACUGUCUUAGAUCACUGACAAGAUUUGCAGCAGCACAUUGGACAGUUGCAUCCCUCUCGGUAGUACAACGACACUUUUGCAAACUUUUUGCAUCAUUGGUGCCUAAUGAGAACCAUGGAGAUCUUCCAUGCAUAUUAGAUAUCGACAUGUUUCACUUACUGGUGGGCUUGCUGCUCGCUUUCCCUGCGCUGCAGUGUCAGGAUUUUUCAGGCAUCAGCCUUGGCACUGGAGACCUUCACAUCUUCCAUCUGGUCACCAUGGCGCACAUCAUCCAGAUCUUACUUACCUCCUGUACAGAAGAGAAUGGCAUGGAUCAAGAAAAUCCUACUGGUGAAGAAGAAUUAGCGGUUCUUGGUUUGUAUAAAACACUUCGCCAGUACACAGGAAGUGCCUUGAAAGAAAUACCCUCAGGCUGGCAUCUGUGGAGGAGUGUCAGAGCUGGCAUCAUGCCUUUCCUGAAGUGUUCCGCUUUGUUUUUUCAUUAUUUAAAUGGAGUUCCAUUCCCAUCCGAAGUUCAAGUUACUGGGACAAGCCAUUUUGAACAUUUAUGUAACUAUCUUUCCCUACCAACCAACCUCAUUUGCCUUUUUCAAGAAAACAGCGAAAUAAUGAAUUCACUGAUUAAAAGUUGGUGUCAUCACAAUGAAGUUACAAGGUAUCUAGAAGGUGAAAGAGAUGCUAUAAGCUAUCCAAGAGAAUCUAACAAAUUAAUAGACCUACCAGAGGAUUACAGCAGCCUCAUUAAUCAAGCAUCUAAUUUCUCGUGCCCCAAAUCAGGUGGGGAUAAGAGCAGAGCCCCCACACUGUGCCUUGUAUGUGGAAGCCUGCUGUGCUCCCAGAGCUACUGCUGCCAGACAGAGCUGGAAGGGGAGGACGUGGGAGCCUGCACAGCACACACCUACUCCUGUGGCUCUGGGGUGGGCAUCUUCCUGAGAGUACGAGAAUGUCAGGUGCUAUUUUUAGCCGGAAAAACCAAAGGCUGUUUUUAUGCUCCUCCUUACCUUGAUGACUAUGGGGAAACAGACCAGGGACUCAAACGGGGCAAUCCUUUACACUUGUGCACAGAGCGGUUUAAGAAGAUCCAGAAGCUCUGGCAGCAACACAGCAUCACAGAGGAAAUUGGCCACGCACAGGAAGCCAAUCAGACACUGGUUGGCAUUGACUGGCAGCAUUUAUAA